This is a messenger RNA of Opisthorchis viverrini, 1576 nucleotides long. RefSeq lists its product as hypothetical. Gene Ontology annotation, molecular function: mRNA binding. Gene Ontology annotation, biological process: mRNA processing. Gene Ontology annotation, cellular component: exon-exon junction complex. Lineage: Eukaryota; Metazoa; Platyhelminthes; Trematoda; Opisthorchiida; Opisthorchiidae. Bases 1 to 1437 code for a protein of 478 amino acids. The transcript has 9 exons. The record is from RefSeq and is a predicted model, not a curated record.
AUGGAGGUGUCACGCAGUCGGCGUCGCAAGGAUGGAAAACGACACCGUUCCCCUAACAGUUCUGAGUCACGUUCCCGGUCGCGUUCUCCAAUUUCCAGGCGGAUGCAUCGUCGUCGCUCGAGCUCCCGGGAACGUUUGCGUUCCGGUGAUUCGUACACUCGUGACCGAGAUUUAACCGCUCAAUACGGCAGUUCUGCUCGUGACCGUUCCUUAUCUCCUGUGCGCGCUACUUCCCCGUUCCCUUCGGCUGCGCACAUGGAUUCGAUGACGAGAUUGCGUCAGCCGGAGAUCCAAUCCUCCGUGUACUAUGUACCCGAUUUUCAAAACGAAUCCGGUCGUUUCUCGUCCUCUCACGUCAAUCCGCCACCAAUCACACUCACAGAGCGGUUUGCUCGUCUGACAGCCUCAGGCACGACUGUCUACAAUAAGCGAUAUCCUGGAAAACUUCUGGACACUAGACGUAUACCUCAUCUGAUUAUAACCAAUAAUUCGCAGCUCCCACCCGCCACCCUUCUCCGACAGGCUAAAGCAAUUUCCAUCGUGAUUGAGCGGAAGAUUCCACCAGGUCGAAAACGUACGGCCGAUGUUGAUACUUCUCUGGACACGUUAUUCAUACCCCGGCGUUCGACGGAAGGUCAGAAGCCGGUUUUCGAUCGUCCAGAGAUUCGUUUUUAUCGUGUCUCUUCGGACGAGUCGCUAAUUAGUGAGCGCCUACUCGAUUGUAUCAACUCUUCGUCCUCCAAACAUGAUUCCAAACGCCACCCGACUUCGAGUCAGUACCACGACGUUGUGGUAAUUGGUGCAGGCCGGUUUUAUGGAAGUCGUGUAGAGCAGUCCGGUGCUGGUCCACGAAAUGUCCAUCCAUUGGACCCGUUGGAUACACCAAGAAACUCGUCAUAUUUUCUGCAUGAUGUUCGUGGCGAGUUGGAUUUGACCAGUCGUCGAAGUUGGCGAACACAGUUUGCGAGCCAAGCUGGUGGUUACCGACGUGAGUAUCGAGAUCGACGUUCGCCUGGAUCUCCUGAGCGACCGAAUUCUCCACGUGGUUUCUCACCACGUCGCAACUAUCGAGGCAUGGAUAGUGGACGCUGGCAGCAUGAUAAAUUUGAGGAAUUGGAGCGUCAAGAAGCUCCGUCUCAGUCCAAGGAGCCAUCAAAGGCAGUACCGAAACCUGUACCUGCUCCGAAGCCGAUUCUAUGGUCAACGAUUGGUAAAGAGAUCAACACAGUUACCAGAAUCAAUAGCAAUGAAGAAGGACACUUGUCCAACUCGUUUGAAGACGGCUCUCCGCGGUCAGUUCGGAGUAGUCAAUCGAGCAAAACAGCCGGUGUGAACCGUCGUGGUGAAACAGAGAAGGGCGUUGCUAGAAAUGAUGACUCUGAGGACGUACGAAUCGAUAUGGAACCUGUGCUGGAUGAAACGAUAGACGACAGUUGAAGAACGAAGAUAACAGUUGACGUUGCUUCGUUUAACACUGCCUUUGGCAAACUCUAUUUGUACAGCGUUUCUGUUGUCUGACCGCUGGCAUUUUUUGCAAACAUCUCGUUUCAAUUGGGUUGUUAAAUGCACGUUUCUA